Messenger RNA from Erinaceus europaeus (western European hedgehog), 408 nucleotides. RefSeq names its product multiple inositol polyphosphate phosphatase 1-like. The transcript is spliced from 2 exons. NCBI's taxonomy places the organism in Eukaryota, Metazoa, Chordata, Mammalia, Eulipotyphla, Erinaceidae. Bases 1 to 408 code for a protein of 135 amino acids. Gene Ontology annotation, molecular function: inositol phosphate phosphatase activity; acid phosphatase activity. The record is from RefSeq and is a predicted model, not a curated record.
AUGUGCCAGCAUGCCCGAGUGGGCUGCCCCAGCGUGGACGGGCAGCUGGUGGAGCGCGGCCGGCAGGACAUGCGGCGCCUGGCGGGACGCCUUGCCCGCCUCUUCCCCGCGCUGCUCGGCCGCCGCCACGCUGGCCGCCUGCGGGCGCUCAGCAGCUCCAAGCCACGCUGCGUGGACAGCGGCAUCGCCUUCCUGCAGGGCCUGUGGCAGCACCACCACCCCGGGGAGCCCGCGCCUGGCCCGGCGGACAUGGAGUACGGGCCUCUGGAAAUUAACGAUAAGCUGAUGCGCUUCUUCGAUCAUUGUGAGAAGUUUCUAACUGAAGUGGAAGGAAAUGCCACAGCUCUUCAUCAUGUGGAAGCUUUUAAGACUGGGCCCGAAAUGCAGAACAUUCUAAAUGAUUCAUAA